AUGGGUACCUCGUUAGCAAAGGACGCCCGAGCACUGCAACGCCAGAUUUCCACUUUAAACGCAGAUUCGGAAGCCACGCUGAUCACAUACUCCAACUUACUGCACAAGUAUCCUGAAGACCGUCGCGCGUUGCUUGCACUGCUCGACACGACCGCACACGGCAUCAUCGAGGGGUGGAGGCUACGAGCGCUGGAUGACCAUACGAACGCACGAGGAGCAUUCAAUAGCCUGGAGAAGGGACGCUGGGUAAAUUUCGGCUGGCUUGAACUUGACAUCGCCUUCGCAUCGGUCUGGGUCGACAGACCGACCUUUCUAGUUCAACUGCGAGCGCUGCACGACAGGACCAAGCUCGAUUGGAACACGGCUGUUGGCUUGAUUGCAACUGCUAAGGGCAACGCUCCCGACUUCAAACCAGCACACGUUAAGAACGCACUAGACAAAGCACGAGCAGCAGAGAGAAGCGCAGCAGCCACACACGUAAAAACGGCCGACCAAGGCGACAAGAGGUCGGAACACGGGCCUGCAACUGACGACGGUGAGAUCCAGGAAGGGGGUGCAGGACAGAUCGAUGACGAAGACACAACGCUUGUAGAUCACGAUCAGCCGCUACAGCAAAGCACUAUUCGCCCACCCAUAACGCAGUCCGACCCCACAAGCUUUGGUGACGACGACACAUGCUUAGACGACGGCAUCUUCCCGGUACAGGAGAUCGAACGGCAGCAUCUCGACGAGCAGCGUAUCGAACCGCAACAGCUCGAUCAGACGCGCCUUGUCACGAUGGCCACAAGCAAUGGCCAAAGCGUACAGCCUGAAGAUCGGGUCGCGAUUGUGCAGCGGUGGAAGCAGGAGCUGGAGGAUAGUCGCGCGAAGGCAAGGGAAUCUCGGGAAGCCAAUGUUGCUGCCGGCGUACAUCUCGAGGAAACAACGAACACAUCGAAUUCGAACGCUCGCAAGAGAGUUGCGCGUGUCGCAUUUGGUAUACCAGAUCAUGACGGUCAGACGGGUGGUGAAACCGCUGGAAAGGUUUUGGCUGAUGCGACGGCCGAGCUGGAACGCACAGCGACGGCGUGGAAGGUCGAUCGAGAAGAGACCGCACGGAGGGAGGCAGAAUUCGUCGAGAUCACGCGUGUGAUCCUAGAAGGGGUAUGA
Alternaria ventricosa is the source of this 1149-nucleotide messenger RNA. RefSeq lists its product as uncharacterized. The record is from RefSeq and is a predicted model, not a curated record. The transcript has a single exon. NCBI's taxonomy places the organism in Eukaryota, Fungi, Ascomycota, Dothideomycetes, Pleosporales, Pleosporaceae. Bases 1 to 1149 code for a protein of 382 amino acids.